Messenger RNA from Lottia gigantea (owl limpet), 1605 nucleotides. RefSeq lists its product as hypothetical. The transcript has 7 exons. Lineage: Eukaryota; Metazoa; Mollusca; Gastropoda; Lottiidae. The record is from RefSeq and is a predicted model, not a curated record. The coding region runs from base 57 to 458 and encodes 133 amino acids.
CUGAGACUACAGAAACCUCGUUUUAGUUCUAAUUGGGUCAAGAGUCAAAGGCUAGAAUGGCGACCAAAGAUCAAGCAAAACGUAAAACAGAGAAAGUUCAAAAGAUCUUUUUUGACGAGUUUUUUGUACUGCCACAUCCACUAUGGAUGAUCAUCAUAUCGUUUGGUUUGUGGCUUUUGGUUACGACUACAAUAACUCCUGAUAAAGUACCGUCCUUCCUCGGACCAUUGGCAACAUUUUCUCGAUUUCUGGGUAAAAGUCAUCCUUUGAUUUGUAAUUUAAUAUGUAUAUUUACUGUAUUAGCUCAUUGUGGUGAAGCGUUGUAUGCCAGUAAACUUUGUCAGGAUAAAGGAAUGUCAGUCAGUGCAUCUAUAAAAUGGACAUUAAGCACUAUGAUUUUUGGAUUUUCGUCUCUGAUACGGUUAAAACCUCAUAAAUCAACAGCUAAAAUAGAAUAAAGUGAAAGAUUAGUGUGUCUUAUGAUUAUAAUUAUACUGCUGGUGAUUGGACAGUCUACAUUCCAGAACUUUGUUUUAUAAAAACUCACAACAAUUUCUUUUCCUAAGAUUUUUUGAGCAAAUGGAUCCAGUGCCUUGUUUUAGAAAAAAUCCUGACUAAUAUUUGUGAUUUGUGUAAAAUUUUAUGGUUUUAGCCUGGUCUGAUUCUGGAGAGAUUAAUUUUUAAAAACUUGUGGAACCAUGAUGGUGCAAUUUACUUUAAAAUAAUCGUUUUAUAUGGAAUCUAAUUUAAGGUUGACAAGUUAAUUUUUUGACCAGAAUCGCAAGGUAUGGUUCACAGCUUUUGUUUACUAUUUUUGUUUAGGCUUAAAAAAUAAACCAUUUCCCCAAAUUACAAACAAUAGUUGAAAAGAAACCUUCAUGACUGAUGUGAACUACUUAUGAGUUAGAGAUUAGUUUUUUUCGUGAAACAAGCUGUGGAUUGUGAACAGAUCAAAUUUCCAUGUUCUUUUUAUUUAUAAUGAUGAUCUCGAUAUUAAAAAUUAUCUGCUCCGAGCUGCCAAAACAUAGCUUAAAAUAUUUUAAAUAGUUAUAUCUAAUUCUUUGUGGUUAUUUUUUAUCAUGUUAAUGUGAAUGCUGGUCACAAUAUGAUAUAGUGCUAUGAUUCAAAACAUUGUGAAGACAAGUUUGUCUAAAUACCUGGUUUUGUAAAAAAAAUAGAACGGACCAGACCAGACCAGGGAAUACAAUGCAUGUAUCAUAGCAAGUUAUAUUGCGAUGUUGAAAUAUCUUAGUGCCAGUACUAAUAGACAAGCUUAUUAUAAUCUUUGUAAGACAUAUAGAAGCAGGAAGGUAAACAAUAUAACUUGUGUUCUUAAAGUUUAUUAUGUGUUUGUUUGGUAUGUAAAAAAAACAAAGAAUAAUUUUUAUUACUGGUAUUAACAAUAAAUAUUGGAAAAUAACUUGAUAUGUACUAAUAUCACACACAUUUUGCAAAAUUUCCCUCAUUGCACACUUUGUGUUGGAUUUUGAUUUUGUUUUAUGAUUUGAACUGAUAUCACCUUCCAACUCAGCCAUAAAACUCAGUCCUAGUGCAUUAAAUAUUGCCAUGACAACUGCUGUAUCAAAUAAAACACAGGUAAAAUUU